AUGGCCAAAGCUUCUUCCUCCUUCUUCCAAACCCUAAAGCGCUACAUCAAGAAGCCUUGGGAGAUCACCGGCCCGUGUGCAGAUCCAGAGUACAAAUUGGCCGUCCCGAGUGCCAUAGAGUACAGGAUCGUUUGCCCCGCCAGUACGAAGGAGAAAGCGAUUGUCCCUACCUCCAAUCCCGAGACCGUCUUUGAUAUUAAGUAUUACACCCGCGACCAGCGUCGCAAUCGCCCUCCAAUUCGACGCACCAUCCUCAAGAAACCUGACGUCGAGAAGAUGAUGAAGGAGACGAAGUUCGACCCUGCUGAUUUCCCCAAAGUUUAUCUGACUGCCGCGAUCGAGGAGGAUAUAAAUGCCCGUGGAGGUGGUUAUCAAAAGUAG
Molecule: messenger RNA, 381 nt
Organism: Cucurbita pepo subsp. pepo (vegetable marrow)
Lineage: Eukaryota; Viridiplantae; Streptophyta; Magnoliopsida; Cucurbitales; Cucurbitaceae
Source: RefSeq, a predicted model, not a curated record